Messenger RNA from Acanthosepion pharaonis, 678 nucleotides. NCBI's taxonomy places the organism in Eukaryota, Metazoa, Mollusca, Cephalopoda, Sepiida, Sepiidae. The record is from the annotation of a GenBank genome assembly.
AUGUGUGUAUUAUCUAUACGUUUCGCGAAGAUAAUUCAUUUAAAUCUAUCUAUCUAUCUAUCUAUCUAUCUAUCUAUCUAUCUAUUUCAGUGUGUUGGUAUCCAUCAUUACACCCAGUUCCUAUCUAUCUAUCUAUCUAUCUAUCUCAUUUUGCUUAUCUCUACCUAUAAUCUGUCUCAGUUUGAUCUAUCUAUCUAUCUAUCUAUCUAUCUAUCUAUCUAUCUAUCUAUCUAUCUAUCUAUCUAUCUAUUUCAGUGUGUUGGUAACCAUCAUUACACCCAGUUCCUAUCUAUCUAUCUAUCUAUCUAUCUAUCUAUCUAUCUAUCUAUCUAUUUCAGUGUGUUGGUAACCAUCAUUACACCCAGUUCCUAUCUAUCUAUCUAUCUAUCUAUCUAUCUAUCUAUCUAUCUAUCUAUCUAUCUAUCGAUCGAUCGAUCGAUCUAUCUAUAUAUCUAUCUCAAUUGUGCCUAUCUAUCUAUCUAUCUAUCUAUCUAUCUAUCUAUCUAUCUAUCUAUAGAUCUAUCUAUCGAUCUAACUAUAUAUCUCAGUCUUUCUUUCAUUAUCUAUCUAUCUAUCUAUUUCAAUCUUUUAAUUUUUUUUUUUUAUUCUUUCAUUCUUUCCAAACAUCCAUUCUCCUUCUUCAAUCUCUUUCAUUCAUCCAUUGUGUUUCGUUCUUAG